Molecule: messenger RNA, 702 nt
Organism: Paraglomus brasilianum
Lineage: Eukaryota; Fungi; Glomeromycota; Glomeromycetes; Paraglomerales; Paraglomeraceae
Source: the annotation of a GenBank genome assembly
AUGGAAGAGCUUCCGGACUAUUAUGAGGUUCUCGGAAUAAAGCAGACGGCGACGUCUAGCGAAAUCCGAGAUGCCUACAAAUUGCGCGCGUUGGAAACCCAUCCAGAUAGAUAUCCGAUAAUAGAUUCAUCUGUCACAAGAGAAGAGGCAACAAAGGCCUUUCAGAAAGUGGCAGAUGCGUAUUAUGUCUUGAGCAAUCCACAACAAAAGGAAAAAUAUGUUCUUGAUGUAUAUUAUCUAUCUUCCCGUCUUAAAGUUUUUGUCCGUAACUCAUAUUCAACCUCCAUCUCUUUACAAGACGACGUUUAUAAAAAGCGAAAUUCCGCGCGUUCGUCCGCCGGACUGUCUUCAUGCCCUACCUCAUUCUCAACAUCAGGCACACCCCCCGUCUCUACCUUAUCUGUAUUUUAUUCAACAUUUACAUCACCGGAUCCGGACGCCCUCUUUGGUAACAUAUUCGAAGAACUAUUACGGCCAGAAGUUGACACUCCACAUUGGUUUUAUUCUCCAAUAGGAACAAUAGCUGGCGGUAUUUUAGGAUUUAUUAUCGGAAAUUUACCGGGUUUGAUACUUGGAGCCUAUUUGGGUGGAAGACUAGGCAGCAUAAGAGAUGCUAAAGGUAAGAAGAGAGGGUUGUGUGUGACUGGGAAGGAGUCGAGCAAUAAAAUGGGAAAAGCUGGAAUUUGGAUAUGGGGAUAUUAA